Messenger RNA from Durio zibethinus, 1569 nucleotides. The record is from RefSeq and is a predicted model, not a curated record. Lineage: Eukaryota; Viridiplantae; Streptophyta; Magnoliopsida; Malvales; Malvaceae.
UUCUUCAAAUUUCUUUUGUCCAAAACAGGAAGCAAAAGCAAAAAUGGCGGGAACUGAUCCACCAAAAAAUCUCAUUUCUCUAAUCCGCGACUUCGCUUCUGAGAAAUCUCAAGGAGAGAGAAGAGUGGUUGGAUUGAAGAAGCAAAUCGAAGAUCUCCGAUCGGAGCUUGAAGCAGCGAAUGCAGAGCAUGAAGAAGCGAAACGUUUAAAAGAAACAACUGAGCAGGAGCUUAAAGGAUUUGAAUUUGAAUUAGCGUUGAACAAAGCUUCGGUUCAAGCCCUAGAGGCGAGGAUUUCUCACAUUCAAGAUGAAAUAUCCACCGUUGGAUCUGAAGUAGAGGAGCUUAAGAAUAAAGAAGCAGCAUUAAGAGAUGAGUUCAUCAGUCAAAUGGUUGAGUUCAACACUAAGAUAAGGAAAUUCCAAGAGACAAUAGAUUCUGGUUUCCAGAACAAGAACACUGUUGGUAAUGCAGCAGAAGAAGGCCAUAAAUUUGUAAAGAAGGAAGUUACUGAAAUUGCUUCACGAACUAUUGAGGAUCAGGUUGCCCACAUUCUCUCUCAAAUAGCUAAAGAGGAGGAAGAAUACCUUGCACAACAGAAUAUCCAAAAGCAGUUUCAGCUGGAGUUGAUUGACACUGAAAGGAAGGUGUGUCUGAUGGAGGCAAUGAUGCAAGAAACAAAAGCAUUGGAGGACUUGACAGGAUAUCCUAAUCACAUUUGCAUUUGGAACUACACAUUGAAGUUUCAUUAAUUAAACAUAAAGUCUUGACAAAAAAAAGUUUGAUGGGAAAAAAAAAAUUUCUUGUGCAUAUUUUGCUAAUAAAUCAUACAUUAAUUAUCUCAGAGCAUUUUUUACAUGUGACAAACCCAUCUAAACAAAAGUCGAGUUGAUUACUUCAAAUACCAGUAAGUUGUUUUCUUGGCUAGUUAAUUCUAUAUUUCAUUAUCAAGAAAAUGACGGGAAAGAACAAAAUUCUGGAAGCCAAUAACUACUAGAAGUUGAAAAAUUUUUUUGAGUUCUUAUAUUCUGAUUGCCUUAGAAAUCAAGGUUGGAUCUUUUUACUGCUGGAAAAUAUUAUAAUCUGAGCACCGUCUGGGUUAGCCAAAGAAGUAUAGAUUUGAAUAUUUAUGCUGGCUUUUAUUGUUUUUUUUUCCUUGGAGGUGCUGCUCCAGCUAACAUCUUUUGUGAUGAAAAACUAGUACUUGUAAAAUAUCUCCUUGACUGGAAACAAGCAGGCUUCUGAAAUGGAAAAGAUAUGUGCUUCCCUCAGCAAGGAGUUGCAGAAGAAGUGUAUAUGUCCUAGUUGUCAUUCAGUUAAUGUGGAGGCCUUGGGUGGAAUUCUUCAGUCAAAUGAGGCAAAUUGAUCUGUUGAAGUGGAGAUGAGCUUGAAUGAAAGUUCAAAAGGAGACAAACCCACGAAGUCUAGACAUAUAAUUCAAGCGAAAAUCCCAAGAGAUUGAAGAAUGAGUGAGGAACGAAGAAAGAAAGAUAAAAUGAGAGUCAAGGCUGGGAAGGAUGAGGAGAAAAAACUUCCUUUGCCAUGUAUAUUUGGCCAGAAAUGGUAAUAA